CCUUCCUAGUUUUGGCAUGACAGAAAACUACUUUGUCUUCGUUGAGACGCCUGUUAAAAUCAACCUGCUGAAGUUCCUGAGCGCCUGGAGUAUCCGAGGAUCCAACUAUAUGGACUGCUUUGAAUCUGACGAGGAGAAAGGCACGUGGAUACACAUUGCGAGGAAGCAUCCAGGAGAGUACAUUGACUAUAAAUUCAGAACCGCUGCGAUGGGUCUUUUCCAUCACAUCAACUGCUACGAGGACUCGGGCUUCAUUGUUGUUGACCUGUGUGCCUGGAAAGGGUAAAUCAAACACAAUGGUUUA
This is a messenger RNA of Sinocyclocheilus grahami, 304 nucleotides long. Its product is annotated as retinoid isomerohydrolase-like. The transcript is spliced from 2 exons. The coding region runs from base 17 to 286 and encodes 89 amino acids. Gene Ontology annotation, molecular function: all-trans-retinyl-ester hydrolase, 11-cis retinol forming activity; retinol isomerase activity; beta-carotene 15,15'-dioxygenase activity. NCBI's taxonomy places the organism in Eukaryota, Metazoa, Chordata, Actinopteri, Cypriniformes, Cyprinidae. Gene Ontology annotation, biological process: zeaxanthin biosynthetic process; retinal metabolic process. The record is from RefSeq and is a predicted model, not a curated record.